Saimiri boliviensis boliviensis (Bolivian squirrel monkey) is the source of this 3695-nucleotide messenger RNA. RefSeq names its product serine peptidase inhibitor Kazal type 5 (gene SPINK5). Lineage: Eukaryota; Metazoa; Chordata; Mammalia; Primates; Cebidae. The record is from RefSeq and is a predicted model, not a curated record. Gene Ontology annotation, molecular function: protein binding.
CCGAGUUCAGUCACAUUGCACCUGCUGAGCAAUGCACGGAGUGGACCUGUAGGCAACUUGCAUCAUCUUCAACAUGAAGACAGUCACAGUGUCCGUGCUUCUGCCCUUGGCUCUUUGCCUUAUACAAGAUGCUGCCACUGAGAAUGAAGAUCAGGAAAUAUGCAAUGGGCUUCAGGCAUUCAUGAAAGAGGGAAAACUGUUCUGUCCCCAGGAUAAGAAAUUUUUUCUGAGUCUUGAAGGAAUAAAGCUCAUCAAUAAAUGUGCCACAUGCAAAAUGAUACUGGAAAAACAAGCAAAAUCACAGAAAAGAGCCAGGGAUUUAGCAAGAGCUACCAAGGCUACUGCCCCAACAGAGCUGAAUUGUGAUGAUUUUAAACGAGACGGGGAUUUAAUCUGUCUCGAUAUUUAUGAAGCUGUUUGUGGCACAGAUGGGAAAACAUAUGGCAACAGAUGUGAACUGUGUGCUGAGAAUAUGAAAACCGGGUCCAAAAUUGGUGUAAAAAGUGAAGGGGAAUGUAAAAGCAGUAAUCCAGAGAAGGAUGUAUGCAGUGCUUUUCGGCCCUAUGUAGUGGAUGGAAGACUUGGAUGCACAAGGGAAAAUGAUCCUGUUCUCGGUCCUGAUGGGAAGACACAUGGCAAUAAGUGUGCGAUGUGUGCUGAGCUGUUUUUAAAAGAAGUUGAAAAUGCCAAGCGAGAGGGCGAAACUAGAAUUCGACGGAAUGCUGAGAAGGAUCUUUGCAAGGAAUAUGAAAAACAAGUGAGAAAUGGAAGACUAUUUUGUACACGGGAGAGUGAUCCAGUCCGUGGCCCUGAUGGCAGGAUGCAUGGCAACAAAUGUGCCCUGUGUGCUGAGAUUUUCAAGCAGCGUUUUUCAGAGGAAAAUGGUAAAACAGAUCAAAAUUUGGAAAAGGCUGAUGAAAAAACUAAAGUUAAAAGAGAAAUUGCGAAACUCUGCAGUGAAUAUCAAGAUCAAGCAAAGAAUGGAAUACUUUUCUGUACUAGAGAAAAUGACCCCAUUCGUGGUCCAGAUGGGAAAAUGCAUGGCAACUUGUGUUCCAUGUGUCAAGCCUACUUCCAAGCAGAAAUUGAAGAAAAGAAAAAGGCUGAAGCACAAGCUAGAAAUAAAAGACAAUCUGGAAAAGCAACCUCGUAUGCAGAACUUUGCAGUGAAUACCGAAAGCUUGUGAGGAAUGGAAAACUUGCUUGCACCAGAGAAAAUGAUCCUAUCCAGGGCCCAGAUGGGAAAGUGCAUGGCAACACCUGCUCCAUGUGUGAGAUCUUCUUCCAAGCAGAAGAGGAAGAAAAGAAAAAGAAGGAAGGCGAAUCAAGAAAUAAAAGACAAUCUGAGAGUAAAGCUUCCUUUGAGGAGUUGUGUAGUGAAUACCGCAAAUCCAGGAAAAAUGGACCGCUUCUUUGCACUAGAGAAAAUGACCCCAUCCAGGGCCCAGAUGGGAAAAUGCAUGGCAACACCUGCUCCAUGUGUGAGGCCCUCUUUCAACAAGAAGAAAGAGCAAGAGCAAAGGCUAAAAGAGAAACUGCAAAGGAAAUCUGCAAUGAAUUUCGGGACCAAGUGAGGAAUGGGACACUCAUAUGCACCAGGGAGCAUAAUCCUGUCCACGGCCCAGAUGGCAAAAUACAUGGAAACAAGUGUGCCAUGUGUGCCAGUGUGUUCAAACUUGAAGAAGAAGAGAAGAAAAAUCAUAAAGAAGAAAUAAACAAUGUUGAGGCUGAAAAAGUUAAGAGAGAAACAGUACAGGAGCUGUGCAGUGAGUAUCGUCAGUAUGUGAGGAAUGGACGACUCCCCUGUACCAGAGAGAAUGAUCCUAUUGAGGGUCUAGAUGGGAAAAUCCACGGCAACACCUGCUCCAUGUGUGAAGCUUUCUUCCAGCAAGAAGCAAAAGAAAAAGAAGGAGCUAAACCCAGACCAAAAACUAAAAGAGAAGCUGGAAAGGAGACAUGCGAUGAAUUUCGGAGUCUUUUGCAAAAUGGAAAGCUUUUCUGCACGAGAGAAAAUGAUCCUGUGCGUGGCCCAGAUGGCAAGACUCAUGGCAACAAGUGUGCCAUGUGUAAGGCAGUCUUCCAGAAAGAAGAUGAAGAAAAAAAGAAGAAAGAAGAGGAAGAUCAGAGAAAUGCUGCAGGUUCCAGUGGCAGUGGAGGAGGGAGCACUCAGGACCAAUGUGCUGAGUAUCGGGAACAAAUGAAAAAUGGAAGACUCAGCUGUACUCGGGAGAGUGAGCCUGUACGUGGUGCUGAUGGCAAAUCAUACAACAAUAAGUGUACCAUGUGUAAAGUAAAAUUGGAAAGAGAAGCAGAGAGAAAAAAUGAUUAUUCCGGUUCCAGAUCAAAUGAGAAUGGAUCAGUAUCAGGGAAGGAUACAUGUGAUGAGUUUAGAAGCCAAAUGAAAAAUGGAAAACUUAUCUGCACUAGAGAAAGUGACCCUGUCCGGGGUCCAGAUGGCAAGACGCAUGGCAAUAAGUGUGCUAUGUGUAAGGAAAAACUGGAAAGGGAAGCAGCUGAAAAAAAAAAGAAAGAGGAUGAAGACAGAAGCAAUACAGGAAAACAGAGCAAUGACAAGGAGGAUCAGUGUCGUGAAUUUCGAAGCAUGCAGAGAAAUGGGAAGCUUAUCUGCACCAGAGAAAAUAACCCUGUUCGAGGCCCGUAUGGCAAGAUGCACAUCAAUAAAUGUGCUAUGUGCCAAAGCAUCUUUGAUAGAGAAGCUAAUGAAAGAAAAAAGAAUAAUGAAGAGAAAUCAACUGUCAAGGCCUCAAAUGAUGCAAAGGACCAGUGCAGAGAGGUUCAGAAUGAAGCAGAGGAUGCCAAGUUUAGGCAACCUGUGGGUUCCUUGGCCUCUAUUGCCAGGAUAAGUACAGAUCAGUGCAGUGAAUUUCGAAACUAUAUAAAGAACAAUGAGCUCAUCUGCCCUAGAGAGAGUGACCCAGUCCGUGGUGCUGAUGGAAAGUUCUAUACAAACAAGUGCUUCAUGUGCAGAGCUGUCUUUCUAACAGAAGCUUUGGAAAGGGCAAAACUUCAAGAAAAGCCAUCCCAUGUUAGAGCUUCUCAAGAGGAAGACAGCCUAGAUUCUCUCAGUUCUCUGGAUUCUGAGAUGUGCAAAGACUACCGAGUAUUGCCCAGGAUAGGUUAUCUUUGUCCAAAGGAUUUAAAGCCUGUCUGUGGUGACGAUGGUCAGACCUACAACAAUCCCUGUAUGCUCUGUCAUGAAAACCUGAUACGCCAGACAAAUACACACAUCCGCAGUAAAGGGAAGUGUGGGGAGAGCAGCACCCCAGGAACAAGCACUGCCAGCAUGCCCACAUCUGAUGAAUGACAGGAAGAUUGUUGAAAGCCAUGAGGGAAAAAAUAAACCCCAAUUCUGAAUCACCUACCUUCACAUCUGUAUAUACAAGAAAUUCUUCAGAGAUUGUCUUAUUUGCUAUAGAAAACAAUACAGAGCUGUUGGGAUUGGACUUACUGACUUUCAGUCUUUUCCAUCUCUUUUCUCCUAGGUGUUGUGAUCUGAGGGCACAAAGACAUCUCCACCAAGUCUGUGCCCUUGAAGAGUCUUGAUCACAAUGCUGUCUGUCCAACUGCCUGUUCAAUAAAAGUAAACUCAGCAGAACACCCUUCCUGGGAUUUCUUUGUCACUGUCUGGAUAAUAGAAAUGUGUUUUUAUAGAAACUGAAUAAACUCUACCCUUU